Corythoichthys intestinalis (scribbled pipefish) is the source of this 2725-nucleotide messenger RNA. RefSeq names its product atypical kinase COQ8A, mitochondrial-like. The coding region runs from base 315 to 2213 and encodes 632 amino acids. Lineage: Eukaryota; Metazoa; Chordata; Actinopteri; Syngnathiformes; Syngnathidae. The transcript is spliced from 16 exons. Gene Ontology annotation, biological process: ubiquinone biosynthetic process. The record is from RefSeq and is a predicted model, not a curated record.
GCCUCCUUCUUUCCAAAAUCCCUCCAACUACUUCACGCGGAUUCGGACGGUAUCGUCCACCCACCAGGGGCCCAGUGGGGGGCGUGCGUGUCCGUGGGUCGAAUUUGGACGUCAAAGUGUAUGUUGCGGUGGUGCUACUGGAGUUUUGACCUCAUGGCGUUGACUGGAUCAGAACUACAAGCCACGCAGCCUGCAAACGUUGCUCAAUAUGAACAUUUAUCCUUCAUAUUCACAAUAUAAGAUUUAAACAUCGUUCGGAGUUGCGUUUAACCUCGUGGGAGUCGAAAAGGAAGCACGCCUGCUGCGGGUCCGUCAUGGCGGGCGACAUGAUGAUGCUGAUGCGAGGCUUGGCGAAGCUGAGUCAGGCCGUGGUGGAGAUGCAAAGCAACGCCCUGCGUGGCGGGACAGGCCUUCCUGGUGUCGGCGCCGCUGUCCAAAAUUUUCAAACGGUUGCCGAGCAAGGCAUCGCCAUGGUGGUGACGAAAGCGCAGGAGCUGAGUCAGCAGCAAGCCGCCCCGGAGUCCGAUUUUCCUCCCGAUUCGUCUGAAUUCAGCGAGUAUGACGAGUUCGUAGCCGAUCGCAGGGCGGAUGCCGAGGAGGAAUCGGCCGUUCGGAGCACGAAGAGCUCGCCGUUCGCCGGCUACAAAGAUCCCUCGCGAGAGUUCGGCAACAGGUGGUACCACACGGACGCCCGCCACCGGCAUUUGCUGACGAGCGGGUGGCUCGGGGUGUCCGGGCGGCGGCGCUACCACCAGGAGCCGUCGUCGUCCGUGGGCGGGCUGACGGCCGAAGAUCUGGAGAAGGCACGGCAGAGCAAGCGGAGCGACGUCAAGCCGCACAAGCAGAUGCUGAGCGAGAGCGCACGUGAGAGGAAGGUGCCCGUGACCCGCCUUGGCAGACUCGCCAACUUUGGAGGUUUGGCUGUGGGUUUAGGUCUCGGCGCCUUGGCUGAAGUCGCCAAGAAGACCAUCAGACAUAACGACGCAACCGGAGAGAGCAAAAAAGCAGUGCUUAGUUCGAGUCCCUUUUUGUCCGAAGCCAACGCUGAACGCAUCGUGAGGACUUUGUGCAAAGUGCGAGGGGCAGCGCUCAAGCUCGGACAGAUGCUCAGUAUUCAAGACGAUGCGUUCAUCAACCCACAGCUCGCCAAGAUAUUCGAGCGCGUACGUCAAAGUGCCGACUUCAUGCCCAUCAAGCAGAUGACGAAAGCGCUAAAUAACGACUUGGGUCCCAACUGGAGAAACCAACUGGAGUCGUUCGAGGAGCGUCCGUUCGCCGCCGCCUCUAUCGGGCAAGUGCAUUUGGCCAGGCUCAAAGACGGCAGGGAGGUGGCUAUGAAAAUACAGUAUCCCGGUGUGGCGCAAAGCAUCAACAGUGACGUCAACAAUUUGAUGACGGUGCUUAGUAUGAGCAACGCGCUUCCUGAAGGUUUAUUUCCCGAGCACCUGAUUGACGUGAUGCGGAGAGAGUUGGCGCUCGAGUGCGACUACAUCAGAGAGGCUCAAUGUGCCAAAAAGUUUCGGGAAUUGCUGAAGGACCACCCGUUCUUCUACGUCCCGGAGGUGAUCGAGGAGCUUAGCAGCGCCCAUGUGCUAACCACGGAGCUGGUUCCCGGCUUCCCUUUGGACCAGGCUGAAGGUCUUCCUCAGGAGCUAAAGAACACGAUCUGCGAGAACAUCCUGAAACUGUGCCUUAGAGAGUUGUUUGAGUUCCGCUUCAUGCAGACGGACCCUAACUGGUCCAACUUUUUGUACGAUCCGCAGACGCACAAGGUGGCGCUGCUGGAUUUCGGAGCUACGAGAGGAUUCGAUCAAAGUUUUACAGAUAUUUACAUCGAGGUGAUCCGCUCGGCCGCUGAGGGUGACAGAGAGGGAGUUCUAAAGAAGUCCAUCGAGAUGAAGUUUCUCACAGGUUAUGAGUCCAAGGCAAUGGAAAACGCGCACGUGGACGCGGUGAUGAUCCUCGGCGAGGCCUUCGCGUCGCCCAACACCUUCGAUUUUGGAGCGCAAUCGACCACGGAGCGCAUCCAUAAUCUGAUCCCCGUCAUGCUUCGCCACCGCCUGACGCCGCCGCCUGAGGAGACGUACUCGCUUCACCGCAAGAUGGGCGGCUCCUUCCUCAUCUGCUCGCGUCUGAACGCCAAACUGCGAUGCAAGGACAUGUUCCGGGAGGCCUACCAGCGCUACUGGGAGGGCCGCACGCCGCCCGUUUGAAGCCCGGGACCAAUCGGAAGAGAACCGGCGUGAGGGCGGAAGUUAGGACAACAAGCGAAUGUAACACGGUUUGCGUUUUUUUUUUUUUUUCUUGCUUGGACUUUUUUACAAGAUGAUCAGGGUUCAAGGAUGACGAGGAUGAUGGCGAUGUAGUUGUAUAAGGUCAGUCAGUUUGUGUGGACCAGGACCGCAAGUGUCUUUCUUCUUCUAUGUCCUCCAUGUCUCUGCUUUAGUUUGAGACUAGCGUGCAACACAGGAAAACAAGAAGCAAUAAAAUAAUCGAAUACUGGAAUAAUUCAUGUUUGCGUAGUUUAUUUUCCUUUUUUUUUCCCUUGCUGCUGUUCAGUUGGGAGACUUUUCUUUGUUUUGGUGGUCAGUUUUAAUGAAGCUCAGGGUGAUCAUAAUGCGUUACAAAAAUUGACAAAAAAAAAAUCUUCCCUUUUUCUGUGUCCAGCUUGAUUUUUGUCCAUGUAUGUGGAUUCCACUUGAUUAAAAAAAUAUCAGGUGUUUGC